UUUGCAUCCGUAGGGCUGCCCCCGAGCGAUCUGACCACAUGCAAGAUGAUCCUCACGCAGUGCGCCGUCUGCGCUGCCCCACUGGGUUUAUCAUUGGGCAAGAAAUGCGGCCGCUGCAGCACGCGCUACUGUGGGCCUGAAUGCCAGGUGCAGCACUGGAAAGAGGGCGGUCAUGACCAGCUCUGCAAACCAAUGAAAAAGGCAGGCGGCGCCGAGCAAUACAACGCAAAUAAGAAGUACACGGAGGCCGUGACGGUCGCGGCGGAGGCGUGCGCGGAGGACACCAAGGGCCAGACGUGCUACAUCUGCACGCAAGCCGUCCACUGGAAAACGAAGGAGGGUCUCGUGCGCGGUUGCUCGUGCCGCGGCACGGCGGGCUUUGCGCACGUGUCGUGCUUGGCGGAGGAGGCGAAGGUUUUGAUGGACGAGGCCGAGGAGAACAAUUUGGGCUACGAUGCAAUGACUGAGAGGUGGAGGCGGAGGUACAAAUGCAGCCUUUGCGAGCAAGACUACCACGGCGUCGUGGCCUGCGCGCUCGGGUGGGCGUGCUGGAAGACGUACGUGGGGCGGCCGGAGACGGCCGAGCUUCGGAGCUUUGCGAUGAAGCUGCUUGGGCUCGGUUUAUGCGCUGCAAAGCACUACGCGGACGCGUUGUCCGUGCAAGAGGCUCAUUUGUCUUUGCUGCGGCGUAUUGGCGCGCCAGAAGACAGCAUUCUCGGCAUGCAGACCAAUCUUUCGAGUACGUAUGGCCAGCUUGGACGGGAUGAAGAGGCCCUGUCGAUGAAACGAGACGUAUACUCCGGACAUUUGAAGCUUUACGGCGCCCAAAAUAGACACACCUUCAUACCAGCCAACAACUACGCGACGUCCCUUAUUAGUCUCGAGCGCUUCGAAGAAGCCAAGGUGUUGCUGCGCAAAACGAUGCCCGUGGCGCGGCGCGUUCUCGGGGAGGGUUGUGAGGCCACGCUCAUAAUAAGGCUGAAUUACGCGAAGGCGUUCUACAGGGACACCGGCGCCACGCACGAUGAUCUCCGUGAAGCCGUGACCACGCUCGAGGAGCUAGAAACGACCGCGCGACGAGUGCUCGGAGGAUCAUAUCCGACCACAGUGACGAUCGAGGCGUCACUGCAAGACGCGCGCGCAGCCCUCCGCGCCCGCGAGGCGCCCGAAGUCCUCCAAACGGCCGACGACCUCGCCGCCCAUUUUGAUAGCUUGUAA
Pelagomonas calceolata is the source of this 1218-nucleotide messenger RNA. The record is from the annotation of a GenBank genome assembly. Lineage: Eukaryota; Pelagophyceae; Pelagomonadales; Pelagomonadaceae.